Molecule: messenger RNA, 2043 nt
Organism: Pieris brassicae (large cabbage white)
Lineage: Eukaryota; Metazoa; Arthropoda; Insecta; Lepidoptera; Pieridae
Product: mitochondrial potassium channel-like
Exons: 6
Coding region: 85-1170 (361 amino acids)
Source: RefSeq, a predicted model, not a curated record
AGAUGAAAUCAUAGGUCAACAAAAAACUGGAAUUCUGAAUGUUCAAUUCUUUCUAAAUAAAACCAAGUGAUAGAAGAUGAAAUUAUGGCUGAUCGUCUCCGUAGAUUCGCACAACAGGUCAAAGAUAAGGUACAAAUUGCACAAGUGAAUGUAAAUAGCCGGGAAAGAGUAGAUCAACUGGUAACCAAGUAUGUACCUGCCGAAAGAGUUUCUGCUAUCGCUAAUAGAUUUAAACAAGAAGCAGUCGUAAACAAAGUGAAGGAAAUUGUAAAUAGAUAUGAGAAAUUCACUGGUAUCGAGGAAAUUAUGGCGAUUCAGAACACAGUCGUGGAAGCUCAGGAAAAAUUCAUGACAGCCCAAGACAGACGUCGUGAACUCGGGCGUGAGCUGGCACAAAUUGAAGCAAGAUUAAAGGAACUUCAUGCUGAAAUGCAAAACACUAUGAAGGGUGAUGAGAAAUACUUACAUUUGUGCACUGAGGAACAUAAGCUUAUUAUCCAAGAGCGUGCAGCCCGCACUCUCUUCUCAGAAGCAGAAAGAGAGGAAAGAGAACUUUUUGCAACUAUGUCAGCAGCAGUUAAACUAGGACAUGAAAGAGAGAGGGCUCAUGCUGAAAGAAAUAAGUAUUGGUAUAUAGUUGCUUCUAUAUUUGGCACUGCACUUGGAAUCGCUGGCUCUACAAUAAACAACAGACUAAAGAUGGCAGAGUUUAGAGAUAUGAUGGAACAACAAAUGGCUAGAAGUGCAAGUGUACUCUAUACUAUAGCAGGGGGUGGAACAGCAAGUCGGGCUGAUAUCACUGAAGCUAUGAAGACCGAGUUUGCUUAUCAGGAGCAACUGGCACAAAAUUUAACUUUAAUGCAAGAUAAUAUCAACAAUCUAGUCAACAAGCAGGCAUCGUUAAUAGAUCAUCUCCAUCACCAGGAGCAUGUAUUCGAAAUUCAAAUGAGGGAAUUAAAAAAGUUAGUUGUGGCUUCCGCUCAAACAAGCGCGAAAUCUGACGCAGAACUAGCAAAAGCAUUAUCUGUGGUUCAUCAAGAUUUAGACGACGACAAAGAGCGCGAAAAAGUAGUUCCAGCUACUCUAGAAACAAAUCAAAUUUUAACGGCAGUUGGUAUUCUUAUGUGUGUAGUUGUCAUUUUCGGAAAUAUUUUUGGACGUGUAAGUUGAUUCGGUAGACAAGAAAACGAUUUUCUGACUUCAUAACUGAACUGUAUUCUUAAUGUGAUUUUGUAAUCAUAUGUGUAUACUUAGCAUUUAAAUUAGAAAUCUGGGCAUUCAAUAUUUAAUUAACAAUAUAUUGCAUUUUGCUUUAUAUGCAGGUAUUAACUGCUUAAACUAAGUAAUAUAACAUUAAAAGUCUAAUAUUAUAUUAAAAUAUUAGGGCCAUCGCCCAACAAUAUUUUCAUGUAAGGUAUACGGUACUUUUAACGCCAUUGGUAACAGGACAACAGUUUAAAAAAAACGAAAACUACAACCUCUUUCAAUAUACAUUUUAAAAUAAAAACUGUCUUAAAGUUUAAUUUUUAUUUAGUAUUUUGCAGGAGAAGGAGUCCUUAAAUCUUCUUGUGAUUUUUUAAAGUACAUACGUAUUUUAAUUCGAAUUUCCUAGAUUUUAAUUUUAUUCACCAAGGCUUGUUAGGUUAAUUAAAUAAAAUUCAUAAAACAAGCGUUUUUUAAGGCAGUUUUUGGCAACACUGUGGAGCCAGCUGUCCACUGAAGUGUUUCCAAGCUAAUUCACUUUGGGUUCUUCAAGAAAAGAGUGUACCAAUUCUUAAAAAAAACCCGCAAAGUACUCGCGAGCUCUCUGGCAUUAAGUGUUCAUGGGCGGCGGUAUCACUUAACAUCAGGUGAGGCUCCUGGCCGUUUGGCGCCUGUUCUAUGAAAUAAAUAAACAUUCUAAAAUUUCAUUACACAGCUAACAAUUUUAUAUUUUCAUGUACCUAUUUAUAAAAGGGUUAUUUUUGUACUAAUAUGUAAGGAUAUCUAUGGCUUGUUUUGUUAUAUUUGAUUUAGCACAAUAAAUUAUCUUUGUUAAAUGUA